Neodiprion fabricii is the source of this 5364-nucleotide messenger RNA. It is a transcript of the gene VGlut, whose product is annotated as vesicular glutamate transporter 1. Gene Ontology annotation, molecular function: L-glutamate transmembrane transporter activity; neurotransmitter transmembrane transporter activity. The transcript is spliced from 9 exons. NCBI's taxonomy places the organism in Eukaryota, Metazoa, Arthropoda, Insecta, Hymenoptera, Diprionidae. The record is from RefSeq and is a predicted model, not a curated record. Gene Ontology annotation, cellular component: synaptic vesicle membrane; excitatory synapse. The coding region runs from base 133 to 2052 and encodes 639 amino acids. Gene Ontology annotation, biological process: transmembrane transport; regulation of synapse structure or activity; neurotransmitter loading into synaptic vesicle.
CGACGGUUCUUCGUCGCGUGCCCCGCGGUUUCGAACCCACUACCGCCCGUUACGAUAUCUGGACAUAAUUAUUGGGGCUGCAAGGUAAUAACACAAUCAUCACGGCAAUAAGGCAACCCCAAUAAUUGCAAAAUGUCCAGAUUCGCGUCUGUGGGUUUUGAGGCCUUCGAUUCAAUGAAGUCGAAAGCCUCACAGAAAUUUUCUGGACUAAGGCGGAGCAAUACUGGUUACGAAGAAUUCGAAAUGCCCCCAAACAGAGAGAGCAAAGAUAAUCUGGGGUUCGAGGACGAACGUGGCUACAACCUGAACGCGUCGUUCGAUUCAUUGCCGGAACCGGAACGACCGCCUCUCCGUCAUAUCGACACUUAUUGUAUGCCGGAGUGUCCCUGCCUCUCGAAGAGGUACACCAUAGCAGUGUUGGCCUGCAUGGGUUUCAUAAUCUCAUUCGGCAUGAGAUGUAACAUGGGUAUGGCCAAACUGACAAUGAAGAAUGCGACCGAGUCCGGGAGCGUGAAAUUCAACUGGACGAUCGCAACGGAGAGUGCACUAGACUCUUCUUUUUUCUGGGGCUACCUUGUGACUCAGGUGCCAGGAGGUUUCCUGGCCUCUCUUUACCCCGCCAACAGAAUAUUCGGAAUGGCAAUUGCGACUUCAUCGUUCCUCAAUUUGCUCGUACCCGGGGCUCUGACGGUCCACCCUGUCGUGGACAUGAUAGUCCAGAUUUGCAAGGGCUUGGUCGAGGGUGUUACGUACCCAGCUUGUCACGGUAUAUGGAAAUACUGGGCUCCACCUCUCGAAAGAUCGCGGCUGGCCACUCUGGCCUUCUGCGGAUCCUACGCAGCUGUGGUAAUCGGAAUGCCCUUGUCCGGAUAUUUGACGCAAUGGUUCGGCUGGACGGCCUCCUUUUAUUUCUACGGUGUCUUGGGGCUGAUUUGGUACUGUUUCUGGCUCUGGCUCAGUUUUGAGAAGCCCGCUAAGCACCCCUGCAUCUCAGCUCGAGAAUUGCGUUACAUCGAGGACUCUCUGGGGCAAGGUCAAGUUCAAAUCCCGAUGCCCACGUUCGCCACGACACCCUGGCGAAAAUUCUUCACCUCGAUGCCAGUCUACGCAAUUAUUGUGGCGAAUUUCUGCAGGUCAUGGAACUUCUAUCUGCUGGUCUUGUUCCAGGCUCGAUUCAUGCACGAGGCCUUCAAUAUGCCCCUCGUGGAGACCGGACUGAUCGGAGCUCUUCCUCACCUGCUUAUGACGACGAUCGUUCCUUGCGGUGGUCUGCUGGCCGAUCAUUUGCGAAAACGUGGAAUUCUCUCGACGACAAAUGUGCGAAAGGUGUUCAACUGCGGUGGUUUCGGAAUGGAGGCUGUCUUCUUCUUGGUCGUGGCCAAGGCUACGAUUUCCGGGAACGGUACCGCGGCCACGGUUGCUCUCACCAUCGGCGUGGCUUGCAGCGGAUUCGCCAUAUCCGGUUUCAACGUGAACCACCUGGACAUCGCGCCCCGGUACGCCAGUAUCUUGAUGGGAAUGUCAAAUGGCAUCGGCACAAUCGCUGGUCUUCUGGUUCCCUUCUUCGUCGAGAACAUCACGAAAAAUAAGGAUCGCGAGAGCUGGAGAAACGUCUUCAUAAUCGCCGCCUGCGUUCACUUCGUCGGCGUUACUUUCUACGCGAUAUUUUGUUCCGGCGAACUUCAGCCGUGGGCAGAUCCUACCAUCGAGGAACAGAACAGCUGGAAUCCCCUGGACGAUUUGAGCAAGGGCAAACCGCCGUUGCCUCCACCGCCGAAGCCACCGCAACCGGAGUUCGUUAAGCAACCUUCGCUCAACGGCGGAGACUGGAACAAUUACGAUCAACCGGCAGAAAAUCACCUUUACCCGCAGCUCGAUAAGCGAAAUCAGAACGGCAACGCGGUCGCGAGUUAUGGGUCAACGGUAACGAACGUAAACAACCCGUUUCACUCGUCGAAUCCGUUCGCCAGUGACGUCAGCGCGUCUCUGGUUCAGCCGCCUGCAGUGGAUGAUCACACGCAUGAUGUGAUGGGCGGACAACAGUGGAAUUAAUGUACAGCAGGUCAGAUUUACGCCGGAUUGGGUGAGUAACUGAAACGUAGGUUGUGAGAGCGGAGAAGAAUAUAAUCCAAUGGGAGGAGUCAGAGUGUUGAUCACAGUCGGAGCCACUUACGUUUUACUUGUAGCGAGGAAGAUUCUUCUUCUUAGUCGCGACAAUAAGCACAUUGUCUUUUCUUCCACGCAAUUUUUUUUUCUCUAAAAUAAGAUAAGAACGGCGAAUUAAUGAUUAAUAAUUUGAAAAAUAUGACCGUAUUCGUGUCCAUAUUUAGCCCCGACAAAUGAUGAGUACUCUGUUCUCCGUGCUCAUUGGUAAGAAUGGCAUUUAGGAUGAGCGUCGCGUCGCAUAUGAUCAAACACGAAACACCGAAUAUAAAGAGUAGCACAAUAUUUAGAAACAUAGCAAUAAAAGAACUUCGAAGGACACAAGUUAUGGUUCAGAGAAAAGCACCGCCACGGCCAUUCGUAGAAGAAAAGUACAAAUCGAGCUGAGGAAAAAACGAAACAGAAAAAAAGAAGAUGAAUAAAAUAAUAUAAAUAAUAUUAUGCGUAAAGAAUUUAAAUACCUCAAUGGAUCAAUGGAACAAAGCAAAAGACAAAGAAAAAAAAAACAAGUUUACAAACAAUUGAGAGUAUCCCGAUGAAGCUAGCUAAAGUAUUUGGGAAAAAUGUAAGUUUAUAAGACCGGAAGUAUAGACAUGACAUAUAAGAUAAAAAUGAAUCUUUAGAAUAAAUAAGAUAAGGUUACAAAACGAAACGUAGAUAUGCUGUAGGUAUGAAAUGUGACGAAAUAAGAUAUACAAAUUACAUGAAAGUAUAAGAAAGAAAGUGAAACAUCUUGAAAGUAUUAGAUUUUAAGAUACAAAUUGUUUGAAAGUGAUUGAAAAUAUCAUAAACUGUAAAUCAAGUAUAAUAUUGAUUCCAGUGUAAUGCGUACUUAUAAUAGGAUGUGAUUGCAAACUUUGGCAAACCAAUCGCAAUACGUAAUGAUACAUAAACUACGCAAAAGAGGUCUCGAGCGGUCGAUGAAAUUUAAAAAUAUAUGUAUUACGUCUCGCUGCUCGACACGAACGAAAGUCUAUAGUCAAUUUAUGCGAGCCAUUUUUAAAUAACUAAACAAUAUUAUAAAUAUAUUCGCCAAUCGCUCGUCUUAUAUAAGCAGUAUUAAAUACGAUUUAGUAAUAUCAUAUAGCAAUUUAAUUUUUGCUUAACAAUUUACGGGGAUUAUACAAGUUUGAGAGAUUUUGAAACUGUGUUCGAAGACGCAUUCGGAGAAAGUAUAAUUCAAAGCUGCGUGCAACUUCGGAAACAACAAUAAGUUGCGAAAUCCGACAAUACUUUGAAAAAACAUUUUCACCCUUGGUCGUUGAAAUUUUUGAAAGAUCAUGCUCUUUUUUUACACAGGCAUCGAGCCAACUAGAAGUUUGAACGAAUUUCGAUUGGAUUAUCGUGCAUCGAAAUAUCAUUGCAAUAAGGUUCGAGAUAAGUUUCAGCACACGGCACUGUACAAUCCCCUUAUGAUUAAAACGGACAAUAUCUGAAUGUCUUAUUGCAUUCGACUCGGGAGAUAUGCGAGAUAAUAAGUAAAGGCAGAAUAAAUAAGAUUGAUUGAAAUAAUCACGACAAUAAAUGUAACGUGAAGAAAUAUUUGGCAAUUGCAAUAUUUUAGUAAAUAUUGAUCAAAGUAGGUAUGUAUGAAUUAACUUCUGAAUUGAAUUUGACGUGAAAAUGAAAGUAUUAUUGUGACAUAAUUAUAUUUAUAAUCAAUUGAUUUGUACAAAGAAUAAUAUUGUAAUAUGACAUUAUUAUAGUUUAACUGCAGUUAUAUAGCUGACAAUAAUACGUAUAACGUGAGAUGUAGUUUAUUAGAUUUUGUUAUUUAAUUUUGUUAUAUAUUGUUGUGGAAUUGACAAUACUAUACUGUAAUGAUUAAUUGAUACGCAUACACACAGAAAGUAGUGACUGGCCUAAGAUAAUUCCUGGCUUGGUGAAUCCAAAGAUUAAUUAUUAUAUAUCUUACUUAUACAUUAUAUAUAUAAUAUAGAUAUUAUAUAAGAUAAGUUAUUGAUGCUGUUCGAACAAUAAUAUUCGUGUACUUGUAUAACUUGAAUAAUAAUUUACGACAAUAAAUAAUGCAAGAUGUACUAAGGCGGAGAGGGAAUGUUAUAAACCUUGAGACCACGCACUCAGUGAAUUUAAGGAAGUAUGUAGUGUAAGUGUAAAAUCGAAGUGCCGACUCUUUUAGUACAUCUUGUAGUGUUCAAUUAUUAUUAGCUUUGUAGCAUAAGUUUUUCGUGAGAGUCUGCUGUGUUUGAAUUACUUAUUAUAUAUCAAGAAAGAGUAUUAGUAAUCAAUUAAUUAAUUAAUUAAUUAAUUAGUUACUCACUCGACUCGAGACGCAAUUGAAACUUUACAUUUCAAAAUGAGACCCGAAAAGAAACCCUAAGAGUUAUAUCACUUGUCUUGUAUGUCUGUGUACAAUUAUUGAUAAACCCUUCGGCGCUGGGAAGCAAUACCAUUUGAAGGCGGUCGGUCUAUUUCAUAAGUAUUAGGUAUAUAUGUACACACAAUUCAAUACGAUAAGAAAAACUGAAAGAACUGUGGAACAUUUCCCUGAACAAUACGCUGGAACAGUGAAUCGCAACGAAACGCACGUAUUCUGAUUGUGAGCUCAGAAUGAAGACAAUAGAGAGUGAAGUAGACAGUCUACGGACGAAUUUUUCAACUGAUAAGGAAUAAUUAGAACGUUGAAUUUUUGAUACGUAUAUGCUUUGUGCCGAUACAUUUUCCUUGCCGACGCAGCAUUUUCAACGCGAAAUUUUUCAACUGCCCACGCAUUAGUCAGAUCUUUUUUUUUUUCAUCAAUCGAUCAAUAAUUAGGGAGAAAUUUAUGGUGUUACUUAAAUUAUUGAGUAUUUUCAAGUUGGUGCGUAAUGAAGUUUACAUUUUUUCUCAUGUCAGCUGAAAUUCGUCUUUGGCAUGCGUUGAUUGUACUCCGUCUGCGGAAAGAGAUUAAUGGUGUCGGCACAAAUUUGAGGUAGAUGUCUCCUCAAGCGAUAUUUUUUCUACAAAUCUAAGGGUUUAUGCAGCCGUCGUGAAUGAUUAAAAAUAUAUAUGUAAAUGAAAGUAUAUUAUACUAUACAGACAGAUAAAUUGAACGGAAUAAUUCUAUUUAGCGAUAAACGAUAUCUUCUAUAAGCGUUAAACUUUAAAUUUAAUUGAGUAUUGAUGUUAUAUACUUGAACCAAAAAAAAAAAAAAAAGGAAAAGAAAAAAAUCACGCGCUAUCGUUUCCUCGUAAUUGAUA